CAAGCGCGCAGACCUAUUGGUGACCCCGCGAGAGCGCGUCGCCUGUUAUUGGCAGAUGUGAGGCCAAUGCUGUGUCGCUGAGAGCCGUGCCUGCUGGAGCGGGGCAAAGAGGAGCGUUUCUCUGAGGGAGAAGUUGGCUGGAGGUGCUGAAGAUGGCGGAUGGAGACAGCGGGAGCGAGCGCGGGGGCCUCCAGCACUUCCAGCGGGAGCAGGAGACCCAAGAGCUGGCGUCCAAGCGCCUUGACAUCCAGAACAAGCGCUUCUACUUGGACGUCAAGCAGAACGCGAAGGGCCGCUUCAUUAAGAUAGCGGAGGUGGGCGCUGGGGGCUCCAAGAGCCGCCUGACUCUUUCCAUGUCCGUAGCGGCCGAGUUCCGCGACUACUUCGGGGAUUUCAUCGAGCAUUACGCCCAGCUGGGGCCGAGCAGCCCGGAGCAGAUUGCGCAGUCGUCCGCCGGCGAUGACGGAGGCCCGCGGCGGGCUCUGAAGAGCGAGUUCUUGGUACGCGAGAACCGCAAAUACUACCUCGAUUUAAAGGAGAACCAGCGCGGGAGGUUCCUCCGCAUCCGCCAGACCGUCAACCGAGGUCCCGGCUUCAGCGUCGGCGGAGGAGGGGCCGGUCCCGGCGGUGGUGUGCAGGCCGGCCAAACCAUCGCGCUGCCGGCGCAGGGCUUGAUCGAGUUCCGAGACGCGCUCGCCAAGCUCAUCGACGACUACGGCGGGGAGGACGAGGAGCUCAGUGGGGGGCUCGGGGCCGCGGGGGGCUACGGCGAGCUCCCCGAGGGCACAUCCAUCAUGGUGGACUCCAAGAGGUUCUUCUUCGACGUGGGCUCCAACAAGUACGGCGUGUUCCUGAGGGUCAGCGAGGUCAAGCCCAGUUACAGGAACUCCAUCACCAUCCCCUUUAAGGCCUGGGGGAAGUUCGGAGGAGCCUUCUGUCGCUACGCCGAGGAGAUGAAGGAGAUCCAGGAGAGACACCGGGAUAAGAUGUAUGAGAGGAGAGAGGAGUCCGAGGGCGAGGACGUGGACGACGACUGACCCCAGGAGAUGUGUGAAACAAAAAGUGCAUGAACUGAACUCAAAUAGCCUACUAAAAUAUUCAUCGGACAGAAAAAUAGAUCUGUGAAGUUUCUGUGUGGUGAGGGUUUGGGGAGGGGGGGGGGGGGGGGGGGGUUGUCCAAGUUUUAAGGCGUGGGGUGAAGGAUGUCUCGUUGGGUUUGAUUUAUUCCUGAUGCUGCCCUGUCCUGUGAAACCAGCAAGUUUAAUUGUCUUAGCUCACAAUUAAACUUUUGUUACAUCAAUGCCAAGGCUGCUGAAUUUCAAAAGCGGCACGUAUAUGAUAAAACCAGGCUAUAAGGGUGCAAACAUGUUUUUAGAGGGGAGAAGUUUAGUAUAUACAGUAUAUAUAUAUAUCUAGCGUCACUGGUCUUCAUGGUGUGUUUCCUACCUAGGCAGCAGGGGACUUUCAAAACGUAUAUCACAAGUUUUGUUCCCAGUUUAUUUUUUCCCUUUUAUAGACAACUGCUCCCUUUUUUGUUCUCAGACCAACAUGACUUUUAUGGUUUGGCCAAUUUAAUUGAGCAAUGAAAAGUUUUUAAUUCAGAUUUGGAGCAUUUUGACCCCCUGGUUUGGAGUUUGUGUGUCUCGGCUGUUUAUGGCGAGACUUUUUAAAGUCAUAAUCUGACUUUAUUACAGGCAUUAUUGAUGAAAAUGGUUGCUUUGUGCACAUCCUUCCACCGGUGCUAUAAAUUGAUGGUGAUAUAUUUUGGUUUUGGGGUCAACAUUCAACAUCAACAUUGGGUCCAAGUCCCCUCAGAAUAUUUAAGGACCGAUUGCUUAAGUCAAUAGAUGCAUGGUAUUAGUUAAUAUAAAGGACAGCUAUGUGGGCGAGUGUUUUCACCCUGUCCCCUUUAGUGUUGUCUUUUUUUUUUUUUUUAUGUGAGAUCAUUCUUUAUCAGAGAAUACGAAAACAAACCAGCAUAUUUUUAAAUACACAAAGUAAAAAUUAUAUAUAAACUACAGAAUUAUUAAAGCUCAAGAAGCUAAUUUUGUAAAAAAGAGAAAUAAGCUGGGAUUGGAAGACUGUCCAGUGUAUGUGUUUUGUGGAAGAUUAGAUUAGCCUUGCGAAACGUCACCCUCCCAAGCUCCUCCCACAACCUUUUUGAGUUUACAGCACGCACUUCAUUAUGUUUUCUUUCUACGUGUUUAAUAUCAAGCAUCUUUCCGGUAGUCUCGUGUGUCCAUUUCUGAGCAUGCCCGUCCCACAUUUGCCUUUUUAUUUAAUUUAUUGCUUUCUCUUGUGUAGUAUCUGCAGCUACUACUACUAUAUUAAUGCAAGAUUUUUGUUUAGCCUUUCACCAAAAAUAUUAUAAAAAAAAUAAUUAAGUAGACCAGUGGGUUACGAUGGAGAAAGAUUGUUAACGACGUUAAACAAAUCUCAUCCAUGCACUUUAGCAAAAACACAAAAUGCGUUAUGUUUGCGUCCACCGCGAAGAAUUGAACAACAUUUUCUUUUGUUGGGGGGAGCAACAGUGUUUUGUGAAGCCUCCUUUGACGUGUUUCGUGUUAAAUGGCAGCUGUUGAAGUCAUGUAUACUGCUGUGAUCUUUCCUAAAAUGCAAGAUGGUCGAGUUGCAUCCCGUGUUAUGAAAUCUUUUCACACACUCUUAUCCGUUUGCUGCACACUUGUUAAUGGAUGCCAAUCUCUGCGCUCGUUCUCUGUACUUCCACGAUUGCAGCAGCUGUUUCUCCUCAAAAGUGCGCUGACUUAGCAGGCCGGCUAUUUUAAUGCGAGAAGCAUGAACAGGGUGAGCAUUCCUGCCCUGGCGGCCGUGGAUUCAGCUGUGCCGUUUGCUCUGUAGUCCGGCGAGGCACAAGGGCCCGAUUGUUGAUUCGUUUGCACGCCACUGCAAAUGUUAUUACAUCAGCAGACUGCAUUCGCUGCACGUGAUAAAGCCACAUAAUGGAGAAAAACCCGUCGUUUGACACCGUAACAUACAGCAUUGAGUGUUUUCUGUGCAACCUUAAAAAACAGGCCCUGAUUUGGCAGCCGAGCCUAAACGGCAAUAGAAAGCGUGACACAGCAGCUGUUUUGGCAGGACAUUCUUGCGUUUCCCCCCUGCCUGCUCCCCUCCUAAGCUGCUGUUCAGGUUGCUCUGCUAAACUGAGCAUUUGUAGAUGGGAGGCACCAUUCGGGACUCAAGGGGGGCUGAGUUGGCUGUAUAACAGGACUCACUGCUCGCUUUAGGAAGGAGAUUUGCCAUAUGCUGGCGUGUCUAAAUCAGCAGCGUUUGUGCAUUCAUUUUGAUUGUAUGACCCAUCAGUACUAAUAGUGAAGUGAAUGUGUCAUAUGGAACAACUGAGACUAAUUGUUUCAGACUUGCAUAUGACAACAAAAAAGCCAUUUGAAAGCAUUUUUUCUUCACUUGGAGAGAUGCAUUAAAACCCUCUAGGCGGCUAAACUUCAAAGUGGAGUUGAAUAUCGCAGCACUUUUUUUUUUUCCAUUCGUUUAAAAUGAGGAAUCGGGCACAAAUCUCUUGCAGAACACCAGAACACUUUCGACUGAACUUGGCUGAGUUUAUUUCUGAUGUAAUAUAUAUAUUACAUCUAUAUCUUACAUGUGCUGUAAAAGUUUGUUUUCCGCCUUAUUGUCACUAAAAAGAAAAACAAAAGGGACAGGAAGCAAUACUCAUCCAGAGGAAUGGGAUUAUGAGUUCAUUUCCUGUCAGGCUCUUCGCCCGACUCUCACAAUUGGCCGAUUUGUCUUCCUGUUUCCUGAGGUUGGGAUUUGUGCAAAGUUGUGUGGGGCGUCUGCAUACUUUUCAAAUGAACAAUACCUCUGUACCACUGUACGAAAACUUCUGAAAGAAUGUUCUGUUAUUGCAGGUGACUCACCCGAGCUCUUAACAGCAUCCAUGUGUCAACUACAUUUUCCUGAUCAUACGCACAAGAGCAGCAAUUCAUAGAACAAUCUUUAUCAAAAGGUAGCUAUUUUUCCAAUACCUUAUGUGUUCAGAGAUUUUAACGUAGGAAUGCCCUCGUCUGGUUUAAACUCAGGUUCUUGGCAUUCUUCACACAUAUAUAAUCUGUUACUUGAUGCUGAAGUUACGGAGCUACUGCAGGACACUGUCAAGAGCUCAGGUCUCAGAUACUCAAGAGUAUCUCCACCCAUCCCAUCAAGCCCCGCCCCUCACACUAGACUGCUUCUAUCAAAUCGGGCAGCCUUCCAUUUCUCCCAUGGCUAAACCUUUUUUUCUUUUGGAGAUUUACAAGUCUAUAUUUAGAAAAUGCUAUGUAUGUUUAUAACAGAAUAAAGGAAACUAUAAGUGAUGGAAAGCAAA
This is a messenger RNA of Carassius gibelio (silver crucian carp), 4339 nucleotides long. RefSeq names its product transcriptional activator protein Pur-beta. Gene Ontology annotation, biological process: regulation of transcription by RNA polymerase II. The record is from RefSeq and is a predicted model, not a curated record. Bases 153 to 1037 code for a protein of 294 amino acids. NCBI's taxonomy places the organism in Eukaryota, Metazoa, Chordata, Actinopteri, Cypriniformes, Cyprinidae. Gene Ontology annotation, molecular function: RNA polymerase II transcription regulatory region sequence-specific DNA binding; DNA-binding transcription factor activity, RNA polymerase II-specific; purine-rich negative regulatory element binding. The transcript has a single exon. Gene Ontology annotation, cellular component: nucleus.